Molecule: messenger RNA, 1890 nt
Organism: Lindgomyces ingoldianus
Lineage: Eukaryota; Fungi; Ascomycota; Dothideomycetes; Pleosporales; Lindgomycetaceae
Product: FAD/NAD(P)-binding domain-containing protein
Exons: 4
Coding region: 59-1765 (568 amino acids)
Molecular function (GO): NADH dehydrogenase activity
Source: RefSeq, a predicted model, not a curated record
UCCGACAGCCACCGCUGAGCCUGCACAUGUUACAUAUGCACAUUAGUAUGCAGCUAUAAUGCAGGCAACUACUAGAUGCACAUCUUAUCUGCCACAACUGCCCUCGGGAAUCCAUGAGCUUCUGUCUCGGAGCACGAGGGCAAGCACGCGGAGCAGCCACCGGCCUCGCUGGCCUCCAUUAACAGCCCAUUUUUCACAUGCUGGACUGUGCGCUGGAGGCGUUCAGCAGCAGAGAAGUAUUACUAUAAAGCAGUUGGAUCAUGGGAGGGUUGACAGGGAACGCGUUGUUAUUCUAGGAAGUGGAUGGGCGGGAUAUACAGUUGCGCGCCAACUGGAUUCGAGGAAGUAUCAGGCUGUUGUUGUGUCUCCAAGAUCCUACUUCGCUUUCACACCAUUGCUGGCUUCUACUUCAGUAGGUACCCUUGAAUUUCGGACGGCUCUUGAACCAGUCCGGAGUAAGCGUUCGAAGGUCAAUUACUUCCAAGGGUGGGCGGAUGGGGUCGAUUUCAAGAACAAGACGGUGACCAUUGAGGAAGCGGUCGAUGAUCCUACUCAAGGACUAUCACCAACAUUGGAUCGCCAUGCUGGCAAGACCGGUUCCCAGAGAGAGCGUGAGAAGGCAACAGAAGCCAAGAAAGGAAGGCUAUUCGAUCUAGCCUACGACAAGCUGGUCAUAACUGUCGGCUGCUACUCUCAGACUUUCGGCAUACCGGGCGUCAAAGAAAAUGCCCUUUUCCUGAAAGAUGUGGGGGAUGCAAGGAAGAUAAGAAACCGGAUACUGGCAUGUUUCGAGGCUGCUGCUCUCCCUACGACAUCGGACGAGAUGCGUAGAACUCUUCUCAACUUUGCCAUCGUCGGAGGCGGACCAACCGGCAUCGAGUUUUCGGCUGAGCUGUACGAUAUCAUCAAAGAGGAUCUUGCCCGAAUAUACCCUGAGUUGAUCCCAUUCCAUCAGAUCACGGUUUACGAUGUUGCGGACAAAGUUCUUCCAAUGUUUGACGCGAAUCUCGCUGAUUAUGCAAUGGACGCCUUCCGCCGAGGAGGAAUUAGCAUCAAAACGAAACAUCAUGUCAACGAGCUGCGUAAGGGUCCACCAGCGGGGAGCGCCAGCAAGGUUGAUGACCAGAACGCCUGCUUUACCCUCAAUAUUAAGGAGCAAGGCGAAGUUGGGGUGGGAAUGGUCGUAUGGAGCACUGGCUUAAUGAUGAACCCCUUUGUAGCAAAAGCUCUGCGUGAUAUUCCCGAACUUCCAGAAGCAGGCGUCAAGUUCCUGGAAUCAGGAUCAGCCCAGGAUAAAUCCGGUCCAACUGGAUGGGUUGUACAGAAAGACGCCAAAACAGGUUCUGUUAUUACAGAUGACCGUCUUCGGGUAAAGCUUGAAGCUGAAGGAGUUGGAGAGGAUAAACCUCAGGCUAUUCUCGAGGACGUUUUCGCUCUCGGCGACUGCGCCAUUCUUGAAGGGACUUCAUACCCAGCCACGGCACAGGUGGCCUCGCAGAAGGCAGAGUGGCUGGCAAAACGGCUCAACAGGGAUGACAUCGAGCAGUCUGGCUUCACUUGGAAGAACCUAGGCGUGAUGGCGUAUAUUGGCAACUGGAACGCUCUAUUCCAAGGCAGUGGCGGAGGCAAUAUAUCAGGAAGAGCUGCCUGGAUUUUGUGGAGAGGUGCUUAUCUCACGAAGAGUGUGUCCAUUAGAAACAAGAUUCUGAUUCCCAUGUAUUGGUUCAUUAAUUGGCUAUUCGGUCGCGACAUCAGUCGCUUCUAGGUUGUUGGUGCGAAUUUUAGACGUAUUAGACUUCGGUGUCAUGAAGUGAUUUUGUUUCAUCUGAAUUUGGAAGUGUGUCAUUUUCUAAUGGAGAUCUGAUCCGACGUGAACGCGGACCAAUCGAC